Culex quinquefasciatus (southern house mosquito) is the source of this 5262-nucleotide messenger RNA. RefSeq lists its product as uncharacterized. Bases 1 to 5262 code for a protein of 1753 amino acids. NCBI's taxonomy places the organism in Eukaryota, Metazoa, Arthropoda, Insecta, Diptera, Culicidae. Gene Ontology annotation, biological process: DNA integration. Gene Ontology annotation, molecular function: nucleic acid binding. The record is from RefSeq and is a predicted model, not a curated record. The transcript has a single exon.
AUGGGCGAUCUGCAGACUUUGCGGAAGAAGCAGGAGAUCCUGCUGAAUAAACUGGAGGUGCUGAAUCAGUUCGUCGAGCACUACAAGGCGGAAGAACACGAGUGCCAGCUGGAAGUUCGACUCGGAAUGCUGAACGACGUGUACCUGGAGUUUACGAACCUACGGACGAAGCUGGAGUUGCUGCUGGAAGAAAAGGAUGCGGCCAAGUACGCGGAUGCGGAGCCGAAGGUCAAGCAGGAGGUCGUGUCACAUCGUGAAGAGGCCAAUCUACAGGUGGUGCAGGAGUUCGACAACAAAUUCUGCAAGGUCAAGGCGAUGCUGAUUGCGAAGCGGCCGGUUAAGGACGUCGCGCAGACAGCUCCAAGUGUUGGUGAUGCGGAUACCUCGUUUCCGUUGCGCGUCAAGCUGCCUGACAUUCAUCUGCCGAACUUCAGCGGAAAUCUGCGCGAGUGGGUGACCUUCCGUGACACCUUCAAGAGUCUCAUCCACCGGAACUCGAAGCUGACAUCGAUGGACAAGUUCACCUAUCUCCAAUCGUCUCUUUCUGGUCCUGCGUUGUUGGAGAUCAGUGGCAUCGACCUGUCGGAAGAAAACUACUCCGUCGCGUGGAACGCGCUGGAGGAGGAGUACGGAAACAAGAAGCUGAUCGUGAAAGCCCACCUCGAUGUCAUUCUGGAUCUGGAACCGCUGACCAAGGAGUCGUACGACGGUCUCAGCCACCUGCUCGGUGAGUUUGAGAAAAAUCUGCAGAUGUUGGACAAGAUGGGCGAAAAGACUGCUGACUGGAGUACGGUUAUGGCGCACGUCCUGUGCUCAAAGCUGGACUCGGCCACGCUUAGGAAUUGGGAGACCCACCACAACAGCAAGGAUGUCCCAACCUACAAGGCUCUACUGGAGUACUUGCGCGCCCACUGUUCGGUUCUUCAGUCGAUCCAACGAGCGAAAGCGAAACCGUCGGAACAGCGCCCUCCGAAGGCAGCGGUCUGUCAUACUGCUGUGCGGAGCAGCAACCAGUGUCACUUUUGCAGCGGCCCGUGGCACACCCCGUUCCGGUGCUUCAAGUUCCAGAAGAUGACGAUCUCGGAGCGCAACGACGCUGUUUCGAGGAACAAGUUGUGCAGAAACUGCCUGAAGCCUGGACAUUACCCGCGGACGUGCGAAGGAGGAACUUGCCACCACUGUCACCAGAAACAUCACUCGAUGCUGCACAACGAUCAGAUGAGAUCCUCCGUUCCACAACAGCAGUCGAGACCGACCGCGACGACCUCAGUACAGCGACAACAACCCAGACCACAGAACACAAAUCAGACAACACACACUCCAGCCAACAAUGCACCUGCUAAUCCGACUAACCUACAGACUACAGACUCUCAAACCACACAGCCACAAACCACUAGUCAAAACUACGUUGCACUACCCGUCACGCCUACACACAACAUCAUCCUGUCAACCGCGCUCAUCCGCAUUAAAGACCGCUUUGGAAACACGCUGCUAGCGCGUGCGCUUCUUGACUCGUGCUCACAGCACUGUCUGAUGACCAGAGAGUUCUCGCGAAGACUCAAAUUCGAGCGACAAUCGUCGUAUUUGCCGAUCCAAGGGAUCGGAACUUCCCGUUGUGUGUCGACGCAGCUCGUGCGUGCAGAUGUCGGUCCGCGUUCCGAUCAGAUUUCAGCGUACGAGUCGGAGAUGCAGUUCCACGUCCUGCCCAAGCUCAACAUUUCGUUGCCGACGUCGUACAUCGACCCGGCUACAAUUCAGCUGCCCGACUGGAUGUUCCUGGCUGAUCCGGAGUUCCACAAAACCGGUCCAGUGGACGUCAUUAUUGGUGCCGAAUUCUACAUGGACUUGCUGACGGACGAACGGGUGAAACCAGUUGCAGACGGCCCCACGCUGCACAACACGGUGUUUGGUUGGAUCAUUUCCGGCCGGCUUCCCGGCAGCGUUCCAGAAUCGACGUCUCUCGUAUCCGUCGCGGCAAUCGACGAGCUGCUGACCAGAUUUUGGGAACUGGAAACGUGCCGCACCAAGAGCACGCACUCGAUCGAAGAAUCCACGUGCGAGCAGCUGUUCGAGGAGACGACGGUUCGUGACGAAACUGGCAGAUUUGUUGUGACGCUGCCCAAGAAGAAGUACGCUGUCCAGCGUCUCGGUGAGUCCAGAUCAACAGCCAUCAAACGCUUCCUGGGACUGGAGAACGGGAGAGCCGCGGGAGAGUUAGCGUAUUACCUGCCACACCACUGCGUCUUGAGGCCGGACAGCACCACUACGAAGCUCCGCGUGGUGUUUGAUGCUUCGUGUCGCACGUCUACCGGAGUUGCUCUGAACGAUGCGCUCAUGGUGGGACCAGUUGUGCAGGACGAUUUACUGGACAUUGCGCUACGCUUUCGACUCCACGCUGUUGCCAUCGUCGCUGACAUCGCCAAGAUGUACCGUAUGAUUCGCGUCCAGCCUGACGACCAGAGACUGCAGAGAAUCGUUUGGAGAGACAAUGCUGACGAACCCAUCCGAAUCUACGAGCUGACAACUGUCACGUACGGAACGGCGUCUGCGCCGUAUUUAGCGACCAAGUGCUUGCAAAAACUCGGUGAGAUCGGAGAAAAGACGCACCCAUCCGCUGCCAAGGUCCUCAAACGAGACUUCUACGUUGACGACAUGCUGGCAGGUGCGCACACGGUCGCAGAAGGAAAAGAGCUAGUCGCCGAAAUGGUCGAUCUGAUGGAAUCUGGCGGAUUCUCGUUGCGAAAGUGGCAUUCAAACUCCCGAGACAUCCUGCUCGACGUCCCGGAACAUCUUCGCGACGAACGGUCUCUGCUUGAACUGGACACGUCUGACGCAACCGUCAAGACGCUCGGGCUCGUCUGGGAGCCCAGUACGGACUGUUUCCGUUUCAGAUCGCCAAAGUGGAACGACGUUGCCGUGAUCACGAAGCGUGUCGUGGCCUCAGACAUGGCCAUGAUCUUCGACCCGUACGGGCUGAUCGGUCCUGUCGUCGUCCAAGCGAAAAUCUUCGUGCAGAAGCUGUGGCGCAUGGAACUGGAUUGGGACGCCGCUCUGCCAGAAGAUCUGCAGGAGUACUGGCGAGAAUACCGCAGAAAUCUAGCCGGUCUAGACAGCAUGUCGAUACCCCGCUGGAUUGGCACAGGUGCAGAUGACCAGAAUGUGCAGCUUCACGGGUUCUGCGACGCUUCAGUCAACGCUUACGGGGCGUGCAUCUAUAUCCGAACCGUUUCGGCCAAUGGCGACGUCACCGUCCGCUUGCUGGCCUCGAAAUCCCGCAUCGCACCGCUCGAGAACCUGAAGAAGAAGAAGCGUAAGCAGUCGAUUCCCCGCCUGGAGCUGGCGUCCGCUCUGCUGCUGGCGCAUCUGUACGAGAAGGUGGCCAACGCCAUCAACUUCCGAGGCAAAGCGUUCUUCUGGACGGAUUCCAUGAUCGUACGCUGCUGGCUUGCGUCACUGCCAUCUAGAUGGAACCAGUUCGUGGCCAACCGUGUGUCCGAGAUUCAACAUCUGACGGAGAGCGGAUCUUGGGACCAUGUGCCCGGAAUAGAGAACCCAGCUGACAUCAUUUCUCGCGGCAUGACGCCGAUGCAGCUGCAGUACUCAAAGCUUUGGUUCAGCGGACCCGAUUGGCUGAGUCUCGACCACCAGCACUGGCCGCACGCUCAAGUGCCGAACGCAGCAGACUUCGACCACGAAGAACUGGAGGAACACAACGCUGUCGCUGCAGUUGCACAUGACGCCGAGCCUUGUAGACUGUUCACAGCGAAUUCGUCGUACACCGUGACAAUACGGACGACCGCUGUAAUCUGCCGCUUCUGUUUCAACAGCCGUGCGGCGAACAAGCACUGUCGCAGAGUUGGUCCGUUGACGGCUGAAGAGCUCGAGGUCGCUUUGAAGAAGCUGGUGCGCCUCGCUCAACGAGAAUGCUUCCCGGAAGAGUAUGAUGCUUUGUCCAGAGAUCGCGCGAUUCCAAACAACUCCCGCAUCGCUGCGCUGAACCCAAGAAUCAUCGAUGGAAUCCUGUGCGUCGGCGGCCGGUUGCAGCACGCCGCAGUCUCGGACAAUCGGAAGCAUCCGUACAUUCUCGACCAUCGUCAUCCGUUCACGAAGCUUAUCGUCACACACUAUCACGAGGCCAUGUUUCACGCUGGACAACAACUGUUGAUCUCUGCUGUGCGUGAGCGGUUCUGGCCGAUCAACAUCCGCAAUCUCGUUCGCGAGGUGAUCCACAAGUGUGUCGAUUGCUUCCGUGUCAAGCCGAAGGUUCUGGACCAGCUCAUGGCGGAUCUGCCGCCCGAACGAGUCACACCGUGCACACCGUUCGCACGAGUCGGAGUUGACUACUGCGGACCUUUUCAGUUCGCGUACCCGCAGCGCCGAGCUCGCCCAGUGAAGUGCUUCGUUGCCAUCUUCGUCUGCCUGGUCACCAAGGCCGUUCACCUAGAACUAGCAGCAGACCUAACGACGCAGGCUUUUCUGGCGGCCCUCAAACGGUUCACUGCCCGGCGUGGCAAACCGAAGCUGGUCAUGUGCGACAACGCCAAGAACUUCGUCGGCGCAAGACGUGAGCUGAGCGAACUCGCCAAGCUGUUCAUAAGUCAGCAGUUCGAAGAGGAGAUUAUACGCGAAACAGCGAACGACAACAUCGAGUUCAAGUUCAUUCCCGCUCGCUCGCCGAACUUCGGCGGCCUCUGGGAGUCCGCGGUGAAGAGCUUCAAGUUGCUGUUCAAACGUACGAUCGGGUUGUACACCCUGUUGUAUGACGAGUUCCAAACUGUGCUGGUUCAGAUCGAAGCGAUCCUCAACUCGCGACCGCUCACGCCGCUCAGCAACGACCCCGCAGACUUCGAAGCGCUCACCCCAGGACACUUCCUGAUCCAGCGUCCACUCACUGCGAUUCCAGAACCAAACCUCGACCACAUUCCCGAGAACAGACUGUCGGCCUGGCGAACCGUCCAGCGGUACACGCAGCAGCUCUGGAAAAAGUGGUCCAACCUCUACCUGUCGGACCUGCACAACCGCACGAAGUGGACAAAGCAAAAAGACAACGUUGCUGUCGGAACCAUGGUCCUGCUGAAGGACGAGAACCUCCCGCCGUUGAAGUGGCAGCUCGGACGCGUUUCCGAUAUCCACCCGGGAGCUGACGGCAAUAUCCGUGUCGUCACGGUGCGCACAAAGGACGGCAGCUAUCAGCGUGCGAUCUCUAAGAUCUGCAUCCUGCCGAUCCGUGACAACCUUUCUACCGCGCAAGGGGAGAACUAG